AUGUCUCACUCCACCCAGAACGAAGUCCUCGACGUCGCCAUCGUCGGCGGCGGGAUCGUCGGCGCCGCGCUGGCCAUCGGCCUCCUGGCCCGCGACAUCAACGUCACCAUCUACGAGCGCAGCAACGCCUUCAGCGAGGUGGGUGCGGGCAUCGGCUUCACCCCCAACGCCGAGUCGGCCAUGAAGGUGCUCGACCCGGCCAUCCACGCCGCCUUCAAGAAGGUCGCCGUCCAGAACACCACCGACUGGUUCACCUGGUCCAACUCGGGCAACCGCGAGGAGGGCGACCUGGACGAGCCCAUCUACAAGAUGUACGUGGGCGAGCGCGGCUUCGAGGGGUGCCACCGCGCUGAGUUCCUCAACGAGAUGCUCAACCUCAUCCCCGAGAACCGGGUCAAGUUCCGGAAGAGCCUGGUCGCGGUGGAGGACCGCGGCGACGACAAGAAGCUGCUGAUGCGGUUUCAGGAUGGGACUACUGCGCAGGCGGAUCUUGUCGUCGGUUGCGAUGGAAUCCACUCUAAGGUCCGCCGCCUCGUGCUGGGCGACAACCACCCGGCCGCCCACGCCGGCUACACGCACAAGUACGCCUUCCGGGGUCUAGUGCCGAUGGAGAAGGCGCUGCCGCUGCUGGGCCACGAGCGGGCCUACAACCGUCACAUGUACAUGGGGCCCGGGGCGCACAUGCUGACCUUCCCCGUGGCCAGCGGGCUGCUGCUGAACGUGGUGGCGUUCGUGCACGACGAGGGGGAGUGGACGGAGGAGAAGCUGACGGCGAUGGCGACGAAGCAGGAGGCGGUGAAGGCGUUCGAGCACUUCACCCCGUUCACGCGGGGGAUCAUCGACCUGCUGCCGGAGACGCUGCACCGCUGGGCCAUCUUCGACAUGGCGGCCAACCCGGCGCCGACCUAUGUGAACGGGCGGGUGUGCCUGGCGGGCGACGCCGCCCACGCGUCGGCGCCGCACCACGGGGCCGGGGCGGGCAUGGGCAUCGAGGACGCCGCCGCCCUGGUCGAACUGCUGCAGGCGGUGCACUCGCAGGCGGCCCGCGCGGCCUGCCCGCACCGCCUGCCGGAGCUGCUCUCCGCCGCCCUGGCCACCUACGACCACAUCCGCCUCGAGCGCACCCAGUGGCUCAUGCAGUCUUCCCGCUUCGUCGGCGAGAUGUACGAGUGGCAGCACUCGCGCGACCCCGCCCACAUCUGCCACGAGAUCGACUCGCGCUCCCGCCACAUCUGGAGCUACAACAUCGACGAGAUGAUCCGCCAGACCCGCCAGGACUUCACCCGCCGCCUCUGGGCCCUGCACGCCCCCGUCGCCGACACCAACGCCCAGAUCACGUUCCAGACGGGCUUCCUGCAACAGACCCCCCUCGUCGACCGCAUGCUGUGUACCACCUUGACGGUGUGACUCCACCUUCACCUUGUGGUGGACUGUGUUUAUGACUGGGCCCGG
This is a messenger RNA of Aspergillus fijiensis CBS 313.89, 1452 nucleotides long. RefSeq names its product FAD-dependent oxidoreductase. The transcript is spliced from 2 exons. Gene Ontology annotation, molecular function: FAD binding. The record is from RefSeq and is a predicted model, not a curated record. Gene Ontology annotation, biological process: secondary metabolite biosynthetic process. The coding region runs from base 1 to 1407 and encodes 468 amino acids. Lineage: Eukaryota; Fungi; Ascomycota; Eurotiomycetes; Eurotiales; Aspergillaceae.